Cylindrotheca closterium is the source of this 1746-nucleotide messenger RNA. Lineage: Eukaryota; Bacillariophyta; Bacillariophyceae; Bacillariales; Bacillariaceae. The record is from the annotation of a GenBank genome assembly.
AUGAUCCACAACCAUCUAAGAUGUUCCAUAAGACGCACCCACCAAGACCAUCAUCCGUACCGAACUAAGAAGGGAUUCUCCAGGCGACUCCAUGCGGCUAGCAACAACAUGGACAAAAGCUCCAGCGAUGAUGACACUACAAUACGAUCAAAUGGCGAUGACAAUGAUACAACAAUAACUGAUGAAUUUCCAUCUUGGCUCAAUGAAGUCGAUGUCCAAACCAACCAACGAACACCCCUCCAAUACGACCCAACAGAAGAACGUUUUAUAGCAAUCGAACCCACCCAUCAAAUUCAACGAAAACGCAUCACUGUCAUGUCCUUACUAAAACCAAUGUUGUCAUCAGCAUUUAUUCCGGAAGGUGUCAAUGAAUCUUAUUUUCAAUACAUGCGAUGGCGCUGUUUGCAACGUUUUGUCAAUGCCAAUUUGCACGUGAUUGGAACGCAAUCCCUAUUGUUAGGAUUGGGCAUCAAAUCCUCUUCCAAAUUGGGCGUCAGUGCCGCCUUGAAUUGGGUACUCAAAGAUGCCCUGGGCAAAAUGGCACGCAUGCUGUGGGCCUCGCAAAUGGGACGCCGAUUUGAUUCGGAUGCCAAACGGUGGAGGUUCCGAGCCAGCCUUUUGUUUGCCGUGGGCAACUUUUUGGAAAUUUUGACGUACAUGAUGCCGCAAUUGUUUCUACUGUGGGCCACCUUGGCCAAUUGCUGCAAACAGAUUGCCAUGCUGACAAGUUCGUCGACACGAACCUCGUUGUACAAUUCCUUUCGGGAUGGGACCCGCGAGAAUAUUGGGGAUAUCACGGCCAAGGGGGAAGCGCAGAUUGCCAUUGUGGACUUGAUGGGAAUUGCGAGCGGAGUCUUUCUUGCCAAAAGCGUCGUGGGGACGGCCGUGUCCAGUGUGGUCUUGACCUAUCUAGGGCUCCAAUUUAUGGAAAUAUUUUCCAUGUAUCAUGAGAUUCGGUCGGUCCAAUUCAGAGUCUUGAAUUUUGAACGAUUGGAACAAAUCAUUCGGAACUUUGUGCGAGCUCAGCCAGAGUCGUUCCUCGUACCAUCUUUGCCUACUGCUCCUGCAAAGAUCAAGGUGAAUGGUGGAGCCAGCGGAGCAAUUACGAUGAAACAUGAAAAGAAGUCGUCCAAUAAGGCAGAGGCGGUGGAAUCGUCCGUGCCCACACCCGAAGCCAUUAGCAACAACGAACGAAUCUUUUGGCCUCCCAAACACUUGUCCCGCCGUGCCUUGGCCUUUGGUUCUCUUGGACGGGCCAAGCUGUCUGGUCAAGAAUUGGAACGACUCUUGCAAAUAUUUGAAAGCGAACGAUUCUUACUUGUCAUUGGACCCAACAUGAAAAAGCCAAAACUCCGAUCCUUGUUCUUUUCCAAACCUUCCAUUCAAGAAUAUUGUCAUAUUGUACUACAUGAAGAUGCCUCCAAUGCGGAUAUUGUCAAGAGUACACUGGCAUUGACGAUACUCCGUGAGAAACUCCUCUUGCUCCAAUCCAAACGCUCGCAAGACGACGACGACGAAUCGUCGUGUUGGGAAGAUGAGAUACGAUCCCAACAAUGCUGGGACAUUUUGGAAGCUACCCAAAGAGAAUGCAAACAGCUCUUUCCCCAAUUCUUGCGAGAGCUGAGUAGUCGAAAGUGGUCCCCUCCCUCACGAUUCAUGUUUGGGAGGGUGAAGAAACGAGCUCAGUGGCCAUUGAAACCAAUGGCCAAGCCGUUAUCAUCAUCAUCAUCAUCAUCAUCGUCAUAA